This is a messenger RNA of Salvelinus namaycush (lake trout), 1287 nucleotides long. RefSeq names its product arg8-vasotocin receptor-like. Gene Ontology annotation, molecular function: peptide binding; vasopressin receptor activity. The transcript has 2 exons. Gene Ontology annotation, biological process: positive regulation of vasoconstriction; regulation of systemic arterial blood pressure by vasopressin; G protein-coupled receptor signaling pathway. The record is from RefSeq and is a predicted model, not a curated record. Lineage: Eukaryota; Metazoa; Chordata; Actinopteri; Salmoniformes; Salmonidae. The coding region runs from base 1 to 1287 and encodes 428 amino acids. Gene Ontology annotation, cellular component: membrane.
AUGAACAUCUCCGGAGGCCCACUUUUCCCUUCACAGAGCUCACUCAACCUCAUGGAUGACAAUUUGAAGAUAGGCUUCGACCUCACGAGCAAGCCGGUGUUGAUAGAGGAUCAAGGGAAUGACACUGGCGCUCUUGGGAACUCCAGCGACCCGUUUGGCCGGAACGAGGAGGUCGCCAAGAUCGAGAUCACGGUGCUUAGCGUGACAUUCGUCGUGGCUGUGGUGGGGAACCUGAGCGUGCUGCUGGCCAUGUACACGAGCCGACGGAAGCCCUCGCGCAUGCACCUGUUCAUGAAGCAUCUGAGCCUCGCGGACUUGGUAGUGGCCUUUUUCCAGGUGCUACCGCAGCUCUGUUGGGAGAUCACCUUCCGCUUCUACGGGCCUGACUCCCUGUGCCGCAUCGUCAAGCACCUGCAGGUGCUAGGGAUGUUCGCGUCCACCUACAUGAUGGUGAUGAUGACGCUGGACCGCUACAUCGCCAUCUGUCACCCGAUGCAGACCCUUCACCAGCCCACGCAGCGCGCCUAUAUGAUGAUCGGGGCCAGCUGGGUGUGUAGUCUUGCCCUGAGCAUGCCCCAGUAUUUUAUCUUCUCCCUGAGCGAGGUCCACCCGGGCUCGGCCGUGUAUGACUGCUGGGGACACUUCAUCCAGCCGUGGGGCGUGCGCGCCUACAUCACCUGGAUCACCGUGGGCAUCUUCCUCGUGCCCGUGACCGUGCUUAUGCUCUGCUACGGCUUCAUCUGCCGAGCCAUCUGGCGGAACAUAAAGUACAAGACCCAGAAGGGCACUAGCGUGAUGGCACUUGCGACCAAGAAUGGGCUGAUUGGGACGAGUUCAGUCAGCAGCGUCACCACCAUCUCGCGCGCCAAGCUGCGCACAGUGAAAAUGACUUUCGUGAUCGUGCUGGCGUACGUGGUGUGCUGGGCUCCGUUUUUCACCGUGCAGAUGUGGUCGGUGUGGGAUGAGAGCUUCUCGUGGGUAGACUCCGAGAACACCGCAGUCACCCUCUCGGCUCUGCUGGCCAGUCUGAAUAGCUGCUGUAACCCGUGGAUCUACAUGAUCUUCAGCGGCCACCUCCUCUCUGACAUGAUGCACUGUCUGCCGUGCUGCCGGAGGCUGCUCCACAAAUUCGGCCAUCAAGACUCGAACAGCAGCAUCCGCCGCACCACAAUCCUGACCCGGGUACCGCCCCCGGCCCUACCCCAUCGGAGCUCAGAGAAAAGCUCUUGCAAAGAUUGCAUCCACAACUCUCACAGGAACUGUCAAUCAAUCCCGGUGGAGUCUUAA